This is a messenger RNA of Sphaeramia orbicularis (orbiculate cardinalfish), 2309 nucleotides long. RefSeq names its product lengsin, lens protein with glutamine synthetase domain (gene lgsn). The record is from RefSeq and is a predicted model, not a curated record. The coding region runs from base 123 to 2147 and encodes 674 amino acids. Gene Ontology annotation, molecular function: glutamine synthetase activity. The transcript is spliced from 4 exons. Lineage: Eukaryota; Metazoa; Chordata; Actinopteri; Kurtiformes; Apogonidae. Gene Ontology annotation, biological process: lens morphogenesis in camera-type eye. Gene Ontology annotation, cellular component: membrane; cytoplasm.
UUUUCUAAUCCGUCACCAUUGUACCAAUUGUCUAUAAAAAUUAAUGUGCGAGUGAAGCUCUGUCUUCACAUGAGGGCUAUCAAAUUCCAAUUCACUGUUAAUGAAAGAGCACAAACAAAGAAAUGAAUGACUCUGAAGAUUUCAAGGACCAGGGUAGAAGCAAAGACCAAAUAGAUGGCACAGGAAUGAGUCUGGGCAACAGGAAGGGUGUGAGGGUGACUGGGAAAUACGUGCCUCCAACGGACUGGAGCAGCAGUGGAGGUCCCUACAUCGUCCACUCUCCCAGCGCCACCCCCGUACCUCCAGACACCCCCACUGUGAUCUCCAUCGGCCCUCUGCUUCACAGGCCAUCUGAUCGAGCUGAUGAUCCCAGGAUGAGUGACCCUGAAGCGGGGCCGUCCCGUGCCGAGAUCCCCCGGCAGACUGUGGAGGAGCUUAAGUCCAUCCUGAAGGACAGUCCUCUGCUCAGCAUCCGGGGCAGCGACGAGGGGAAACCAGGCAGCCCGUACACGUACCUCCACGGGAGCAGUGGCGGCGGUGGUGGAAGGCCUGAUGGACGGCAGGACGAUGGAAACUCCCACAGGACGUUCAGCACCUUCAAACCCCACUCUGAUGCUUCCAGAAGGGGGCCCUGGUCCAGAGGUAGCACAUCUAUUCAGUUGCCUUCCAGCAUGGAUUCAUCCAGCUCAUUCAGGUCUGAUGCCAACACAAAUAGGCAGCCUGGGGUUAGUGUUCACACAAAUGCAAGCAGUGGAUCCUGCGGAGAGACUGGAGCUUCUCAUACAGAUAACGGAGACGGGACCGUAGAGUUCUCUGGGAAUCAGAGGUUCAUUUCAGCCAUGGAGCAGAUCAAGCAGCAGAUCGCCAGAGAGAACAUCAACUUUGUUCGCUUCGAAGCCACAGACCUCCACGGGGUGUCCAGAUCCAAGACAGUGCCCGUCCGCUUCUUCCAUGAGAAAGCGGUUUAUGGAGUCCCGAUGCCAAGAAGCUACUUGGAGCUGACCCUCAGCCCGAAAAGCAAUGAAGUGGAUCACGCCAACACUGCCAACUUCAGCAGCGACGUCCUUCUGAUCCCUGACCUUUCCACGUUCAGGGUCCUGCCCUGGGCGGAGCAGACAGCCCGGGUCAUCUGCGACCCCUGUACGGUCACAGGGAGCCCCCUUCGCACUUCCCCUCGUCUCAUUGCUAAGCAGCUCCUUGGUCAGCUGCAAAGUCUGGGCUUCUCCCUUCACUCCUCAUUCACCUAUGAAUGCUGUGUCCUGGGAGCUCCUGACAGAAUUGGACCAAAGACGCUUCUGUUUCCCGCCACUACCCUGCUGAGCAACCAUGACCUGCCUUUCUUCCAGCAGUUGGUGGACAGCAUGUACUGCAUGGGUGCAGACAUAGACAGCAUCGCCUCUGCCAGCGGCCCAGGACAAAUGGAAAUCAACCUGAGGCCGGAGUUUGGGAUUGCAGCUGCAGAUAGUGCCUUCACCUUCCGCACUGGCAUCAAAGAGAUGGCUCGUAAACACAGCUACAUUGCCAGUUUCUUCACUGAUGACGGCCUCUACAAUGCUGGUGUGCUCUCUCACAGCUUGUGGGAUGCCAACGGUCGACGUAGCCUGUUCCACAGUGGAGAAAAAGCAGGUGAAAUGUCUGAGAUUGGCAGGAAAUGGUUGGCUGGGCUCCUCACCCACUCAGCGGCCUUGAGCUGCCUGAUGUCGCCCGGCCUGGGCUGCCGAAGCCACAUCGCCAAGACCAUCAAAGACCCCAAACGGAUGCUGUACGCCACCUGUGGGUGCAACGACAACAGCAGUUCCUUCAACAUCAAGUGCCACGGCGGGAGAGAGACGCACAUUGACAACAAACUGGGCUCAGCCAUGGCAAACCCUUACAUUGUGCUGGCCGCCACUGUGGCCGCUGGACUGGACGGCAUCAGAAGAAACUUGAGCGUCGAGAGCGGUCUGAACAAAGCCCCAAGUCAACAGAAAGAGUUCUCCAUUCCUGUAAAGCUCGAUGACGCUCUGGAGGCUCUGGGGGACGAUCACGUGAUCCGCAGCGCCCUUGGAGAACCGUUCGUUCAGUAUUUCAUUGCCAUGAAAAAGUUUGAGAUUGAGACCCAAGAGCUGGAUGAUGAGAGAAACAAAUGCCUGGAGUACUUCAUCUAGAAAUCCUCCUGUCACAUGUACAAAUACCUCCUCCUGCCAUACAACUGGAAACAUGACAAGCAAGUGCUUUACAACAAAAAGUUUUUUAUUUAUUUAUAAAAUGUGAAGCUUAUGGUGCAGAUUGUAGAUAUUUUUCAGAGUCAUUUUAAAAUAAAGUUUUAA